AUGGCGACCAAAGCAGAUCCAAACAAACAAGGAUGGGAAGAAUCCGACUUUCCUAUUCUUUGCGAGACUUGCCUGGGGGAUAACCCUUAUAUUCGAAUGACGAAGCAGGGCUUUGGGAAAGAGUGCAAGGUUUGCUCCCGACCAUUCACUAUCUUUAGAUGGCUCCCCGGAGCCGGAAUGCGUUAUAAGAAAACGGAGAUUUGUCAGACUUGUGCAAAAUUAAAGAACGUUUGUCAAACAUGCCUCUUGGAUUUGCAAUACAAUCUCCCCGUCCAAGUUCGUGACACUGCACUCAAUAUUACCAAUGAGGCGCCACGAUCAGAAAUCAAUAGAGAAUAUUUUGCCCAAAACAUUGAAGGAAAGAUUGCUGAUGGGGAUAGUUUCAUAAGCUAUGGAAAGGCCGAUUCGUCUGGUCGCGAGAUGCUGAAAAAGCUUGCAAGGACAGAACCAUAUUAUAAGCGUAAUCGACCACAUAUCUGUUCUUUUUUUGUUAAAGGAACUUGCACGCGUGGUGAUGAAUGUCCUUACAGGCACGAGAUACCAGAAGAAAACGAAUUGUCACACCAGAAUAUCAAAGAUCGUUACUACGGUACAAAUGAUCCGGUGGCCAAAAAAAUAUUGAAUCGCGUAAAAGGUGGUGGAAAUUCAAAUAUUACACCACCGGAAGAUAAAUCUAUAACAUCUUUGUUUUUGACCGGAGUUGAAGAGGAUAUCGGCGAGACAGAUUUAAGGGGACAUUUUUAUGCUUUUGGAGAGAUAAAAUCGGUUGUGGUGGUUCACAAGUCGAAAUGCGCAUUCAUAAAUUACGCGACAAGAGCGUCGGCUGAACAAGCCAUAGAUAGAUCUCACAAUAACUUAAACAUCAAAGGACAUGAAUUGAAGAUAGCAUGGGGUCGACCAAGACCUACGGGACCUAAAACCGAGGUGCAGGCGACUAUGGCACCUCAAGGCCUUAUUCUACCUCCAUUGGAGUCCUUAGAAAUUCCGGCACCUCCUGGUGAAAAUCCUCCCGGUUUUCUGUAUCCAAGUCAAGACCCAACAUAUCAAGGUUCGUCAAACAAGGGUUAA
Molecule: messenger RNA, 1068 nt
Organism: Acaulospora morrowiae
Lineage: Eukaryota; Fungi; Glomeromycota; Glomeromycetes; Diversisporales; Acaulosporaceae
Source: the annotation of a GenBank genome assembly